AGACGUUCACGACGAUAAUAUUGUUUUUUUUCCCUAACGCGUUCUGACUCUCGCGUUUUAUGACUCUUCCUGCUUUCCGUAGCGAGCUUGGAGGGGGCGGGACUGCCAUGGCGGCCAAGAUUUUGAAGUAUGCAGCGCUUCCUGCUGCUGUAGUGGGUUUGGGCUCCUUUCGAAUUUAUUCGAUGAGUGAGAAACCAACCAAUCUAGUCUCUCUGAAAGAGUUGUCUAUCUACUCUCCAGAUCAUUCUGGUGUACAGUUUGUAGAGGAGCCUGGUCUGGUCCAGUCUGGUCUGGAGUCAGUGAGGGUGGGAUUGCAGCCAUAUGUCAGAGCAGUUCAGAGUGGCUUUACUUCUGUCAAGGUAGGAAUCACAUCUACUUACCAGGCAGGGGAAGACACAUAUCACUUCCUUCGAGAUCCACCACCUGGCUUUCUCCCUAGAGUGGGUGUCAUAGCUGUGUCUGGAUUGGGCGGCCUAAUUUUGGCACGCAAGGGUUCUCGUUUUAAGAAGAUUGUUGUACCGCUUGGUCUUGCUUCAGUUGGUACUGCAGUGUGUUAUCCCACACAGACUGUUGGAGUCCUGAAGGUCACUGGUAAAAAGGUGUAUAAUGUCAGUUCAUAUGUUGCCUCAAUGUUUCAAUCUAAACCAAAGGCAGAGGGUGCAAUGCCUGCUGGUAACAUGGAGUCUGCUGCCCCUGUACAAAUCCCAGAUCCAGUAUCAAGUACACCCGAGUCUAAACUGGUUCCAGCUGAAGUAGUGACAUCACUAUCAGAAGUUGUCCCAGCUGCUGCUUCUCCAGUAGCUGUGCCAGAUGUUGAACUACCUUCUACUGUUGAAACUGCCCCAGAGACAAUACCUAUAGACUCUGCUCCUGAACCAACAUCUUCCACACAAAUUCUCCCGGAUGCUUAUCUCACUCCCCUAGAUGUUUUAGCCACAACCCCCUCUUCACCCACAGAAGAAAUUAAACUUCUUGUGGAAGAGCCCGUUUUUGAUGCCCCGUCCCCUGCUAACCAAACGACAGCUGAGGAGGUCCCACCCCCUGUUCUGGAGGCCACACCUCCUCCUCCCAUAGUUCUCCCCUCAUCUGAAUCUCCUGCACAAGAGGCUGAUGUUGAACCAAGCGCAGGUGAGGGCUCAGCCCCUGUUCUGGAGGCCACACCUCCUCCCAUAGUCGAAGUUCCUCCGACAUCUGAAUCUCCUGUACAAGAGGCCAAUGAUGAGCCAACCGCAGUGAAGUCACGGUUUGUUCCUGACCCUGCUCUACUCGACCAUGGCCAGUCUAAUCCAGAGGACGCAGACAUGUACAGCACACGAAGCUGAAUGAUAUAAAGCACUAAACUGCAGCACAGAUAAAGACCCAAAUAGCAACAGACUCCGGAGGGAUCUGCCGAUUUCGGAGCUGAUCCGUCCCGGAGUCUGUUGCUAUCUGGGGGCGGAGGAAAGAUUCUGUUUUAAUGUGCCAUGAUUUCAGCACUGUUUGACAGAUAUGUGAUUUAAGAUAUUCAUGUUUUAUCAAUAAUCCAGGGAUAAAAGCAGGUGAUUUGUUGCAGUCUUUAAUGUCUCACUUUUACCUCAGAUGCGGAGAUCACAUACAGAGCCAGAUUCAUGUAAAGUCACCUCUUGAACCUCUUUCUCAGAAAGAUGGUAGUUCCCAGGGUUCAUUUAAGGUUGUGGUUCCUAUUCUGACCUAUUUCCUAUCGUAACAACACUGGUACUGAUUUUUACUGUGAAAAAAAUUGCAAUGAAAACUGGACCACAACAAAAAAAUAUUUUUGUAUGAACACAAACAUUAAGUAUACAUGUGUAUUGUCUGAAUUACUGCCAUUAGGAGUAAAUGUAUCAAGCUGUAUCUAUACAAAGCUUUAUUCAGGCUGCGUAUUUAUAUUUUUAAGGUAUCAAUUGAGUUCAUACUGCGCAUCUUUAGUCCCAAAAGACAGACACAGGGCUCAUGGUAGCCGCUUCUCAAAUAUGCUUGAACUAUCCAGCAGUUUGGAUGCAUUUCAGGUUGCAGUAUUUCACAUUGCACCAACUGCGAACAGUGAAUUUGUUAAAUUAUUAAAAUAUUUCAGUUGUUGUAGUCUCUUCAUGUCUUUAUGGCCUACACCACUGCUUUAUGCAAUGCCAGAUGAUAAUAAAGGGUUCUACACAA
Misgurnus anguillicaudatus (oriental weatherfish) is the source of this 2151-nucleotide messenger RNA. RefSeq names its product apolipoprotein O-like (gene apool). NCBI's taxonomy places the organism in Eukaryota, Metazoa, Chordata, Actinopteri, Cypriniformes, Cobitidae. Gene Ontology annotation, cellular component: MICOS complex. The record is from RefSeq and is a predicted model, not a curated record. Gene Ontology annotation, biological process: cristae formation.